AUGGCCGAUUUGGAUGCGAAGAAAGGAAUAUCGGAAUCGGAUUUAAACGGCUCUCUAUUACACCAAAACCCCCGCGUUUCCAUUCAGAUGCCGUACCAAGAUUCGCAUAAAGAUGAAGAAACAAAAGACAGAAAUAUUAGCUCCGAUAUACUGCCGGAUAUUGGCGAACACUACUUAGUCCAACGAUCCGAUGGAACAUGGCAUGCUGCAGAGAUUAUUCAGACUCGUGCCAAUGAACAGACUGGUGGGAAGCAUGAAUUUUAUGUCCACUAUGAAGGAUUUAACAGACGUUUAGAUGAAUGGGUGGAAAUCGACAAAUUUGACCUGAUUACUAAGAUAGAGGAUCCGCAUAACAACAAAAUGAAAGAUGUCUCGAUCAUAAUGACAGAUCUUAGCGAUGGCACUGACAGAAAGAUCACACGAAAUCAGAAACGUAAACAUGAUGAGAUCAAUCAUGUUCAGAAGACCUAUGCUGAAAUGGAUCCAACUACUGCUGCACUGGAGAAAGAACAUGAAGCUAUCACAAAAGUGAAAUACAUAGACAAGAUUCAGAUUGGUCGAUAUGAGAUAGAUGCUUGGUACUUCUCUCCCUAUCCUGAAGAAUAUGGCAAACAGUCUAAGCUUUGGUUGUGUGAAUAUUGUCUGAAGUAUAUGAGACUGGAAAAGUCCUAUAGAUAUCACCAGAGUCAAUGCAUUCAUCGACAUCCACCAGGCAAGGAGAUAUACAGAAAAGGAACCAUAUCUGUGUUUGAAGUUGAUGGAAAAGACAGCAAGAUAUAUUGUCAGAAUCUGUGCCUCCUUGCUAAAUUAUUCCUGGACCAUAAAACACUAUAUUUCGAUGUUGAGCCCUUCAUGUUCUACAUCCUCACAGAAGUGGACCGAUACGGAUGUCAUCUUGUUGGUUAUUUCUCAAAGGAAAAAGAAUCUCCAGAUGGUAACAAUAUUGCUUGCAUUCUUACACUGCCACCAUUCCAGAGAAAAGGAUAUGGCAAAUUCCUCAUUGCAUUUAGUUAUGAGCUAUCAAAACUGGAAAGCACAGUCGGAUCCCCAGAGAAGCCUCUUUCAGAUUUGGGCAAGUUGAGCUACAGGAGCUACUGGUCUUGGGUCCUCCUUGAAAUUCUACGAGAUUUUCGAGGAACUUUGUCUAUACGCGAUCUGAGUCAAAUGACCAGCAUCACACAGCAUGACAUUAUCGGUACACUGCAAUCCUUGAAUAUGGUGAAGUACUGGAAGGGACAACAUGUUAUCUGUGUCACACCAAAGCUUGUUGAGGAACAUUUAAAGAGUGCUCAGUACAAACGUCCAGUUCUCACGGUGGACUCUUCAUGUCUGCGAUGGGAACCUCCAAGAAAGAUUCAGAAACUCCUGAAAAAAUGAUGAGAUUAAAACAAGAGUUGCAUAAGAUGUCUAAAAGAAGUUUUAACAUAUAGAAUCAACUCAUUGAUAAUCUUUUGUUUGUUAAUGAAAAGUGUUAAAUAGAUAUAUUUUUUUUUGACCUUUUAGGAAAUUUGAAAGAGUACUUCUUUUAUGUAUCAGUCAGUGAGAAGGUGUUGUUAUGAAAAAAUUGCUGUUUGAAAAUUGGGUGAAGUAUGAUUUCAUUUAGUUACGCAUUUAUCAAUAGACAUUUCUAUAUCAUUUCUUCAGUUUCAAUAGCAUUAGGAAAACAUGUCAGUCAGUAUAUUUGAAGUGUAAUUAGGAUCAAUAGUACUUUCCUAUAAUAUGUAAAUGAGGAAAACAAACAUUACAGUAAACUUGGUAUUUGAAAGAAUAGGCUUGAGAAGGUCCUAGGUAUAUCAGUGUAACACAAAAGGUAGUUUUAGAACAUUUUUAUUAAUUUUUACACUGAAUAAUGUUUAUUUGGAAGACUGGGGCAUCACACUUGUUUGAGUUUCAGAGUGGUAUUUAAAGAUAAUUCCCCUGGUGGGAAAUGACAAUAAUGUACAUGUACUAUCAUCAAGAUCUGCUUUAAGUAUUUAAGUGUAUUUGCUAAAACAUGUAUUUUAAAAUCUGUGUUAAAAUCCGUUCUUAUAUUCUAUCACAACCAAACAUCCAGAUCAACAUCAGACCUAUAUGUGGAAAGUUGUCUGUUGUCAAUUAAUAUCAAAGUUCUGUUAACCAUAUGCAACUUUGGGAGAUGGACAUAAAGUCAUUUACUGUGUGGUUGAUAUGGUCAUGUAUGUCCUCACAUUGCAUGGUAGCACAGAAAAUACUCUCUCAUUGCUUUUUGAUAGUUUAUACUAAAUACAUACAUGUCACUGUAAAGUCAUGUUUCUCUUAGAUUUUUCCGAGAUUAGACACUUCAUUUUUUUCAGGCUUGAUUCUUCUGUAAACUUUAUUUUUAUCUUGUUGAAUCUGUGAAAAAAUGAUUUUUAAAAAAGUAUUGACAGCUUAAUACUGUAGUUGUGUAAUGUCUGAAAAAUCCUCUGCAAAAUAUGAUUCAGUAUGGUGAGGGUAUAUGAUUUUGAUUCCUGAAGAUUAAGUGAUAAUCUACUGUUACCUUUGUUAUCUUUGCCCAAUAGUUUUGAAGAUACUAUCAGAGUAUUCAGAUGAAUGGUGUUACAUAAACUGACAACUGUAGCAAAUAUAUUUCAUGUCUGUAAGUUAUCACAAUCCAAACAGCAGUGUAAAUGAUUCUUGGUAUGUCACACUGCUUUGUGUGUUUUGUUGUAAGACAGUAUGUUAGCCUGACCAUUAUGUAUGUAUGCAGCAACUUUUAUUUAUAUGUACUG
This is a messenger RNA of Ylistrum balloti, 2729 nucleotides long. RefSeq names its product histone acetyltransferase KAT8-like. The record is from RefSeq and is a predicted model, not a curated record. Lineage: Eukaryota; Metazoa; Mollusca; Bivalvia; Pectinida; Pectinidae. Bases 1 to 1377 code for a protein of 458 amino acids. Gene Ontology annotation, molecular function: histone acetyltransferase activity. Gene Ontology annotation, biological process: regulation of DNA-templated transcription. The transcript has 10 exons.